This is a messenger RNA of Hyaena hyaena (striped hyena), 3474 nucleotides long. It is a transcript of the gene PRRT4, whose product is annotated as proline rich transmembrane protein 4. The transcript is spliced from 5 exons. Lineage: Eukaryota; Metazoa; Chordata; Mammalia; Carnivora; Hyaenidae. The record is from RefSeq and is a predicted model, not a curated record. The coding region runs from base 261 to 2963 and encodes 900 amino acids.
CCAGCCCGGGGGACGGUGUGGCGGCGUGGCGGCGGUCGCCAGGACGUGCCGAGGGGGCGUCAGGCGCGACCGAGAGAACGGGCGACACUCGGCGGAGCGUUGUCCAGCUGGGCGCCUGGGCCGCCGCGACCUCCCGUUCUCGGGGGACUUGGCAGAGGAGACCCGCCUGCGGGAGGGAGCGAGAGGAGCAGGAUCUUCAAGCUCAAAAGGUGCUGAAGAACUGAGCCCCUGCCCAAGGCCACCCAAGGCCAGGCCAGGCCAUGGCAGGGCCUGGCUGUCUGGGGCUGGGGCUGUUCUGCUGGGUCCUGCUUGCUGUUCCUGUGGGCCCCCAGCCUGCCGCCUCCGUCUCGGGUGUCCCUCUCACCACUUUGACCCCACCGCCUCAGACUGAGGCCUCUAUGCUGUCUCUCAACCUGGGACUUAACUUCAAAUUCCACCUUCGGGGACCUGCUGCCGCCUGGGGGAUCUCUGUCACAGAGACCCAGCCGCUCUCUCCUGGGCCGAGCCGGGAGCCAGAGGAAGAGGUGGCCAGUGGGCUGAGGACUGACCCCAUUUGGGAACUGCUGGUGGGCUCCCUUGGGAAGUCCCCCCCAGAGUGGGGCUCCGCUGAAGGCAGCUCUCCGCCCUGGGCCUCCUCCCAGUCUCCAGAGUCCACAUCCCCCCACUCUGGGCUCACUGACCGGCCCACCGCUCCCUAUCAGCCCAGGAUGGGCACUGUCACCUGGGACACCGCUCUGACAGUGACAGCAGCUCCAUCCAGUGCUCCCAGGCCCCGCCAGAGUGAGCUGGAGCUGAAGUUUGACAUGGCCCUGAGAGCAGGUGCAGCCCCCACACUUGGGCAUCGGACGCUGCCCCUGCUGCCCAGCCUGCGGGCCAGCCUGGCAGAGAUUGCUGGGCGCCUGGGACCCUUUGGGUUCUUUGGCACUACUCUGUCUCCACUGCGGAACUUCUCAGGCCCAGGCCCUCUCGGCCCAACUCCAUCCCCAAGCUCUCCUGCUAGAGUUUCAGAUGCUCCAGGGUUCUUUGGCACCACUCUGUCCCCAUCCCCAUCCCCUCUGGAGAGAAAGCUCCCAAGCUCAGGCCCGUUGGACCCCGCUGCUUCCCUAAGCUCUCUCACAAUUGCAACAGCAUCACUAGACCCCACCAUCCCCACCUCUGGCCCAGAUGACCCCUCUCCUGCCAGCCUUGGGAAGCCUUCGGUGCAGCCAGAGUGUGGGUCAGGGUCCUGCAGCGUUGGAGAAUUGCCUGAACGCGAGGGGCAGCCUCCUGUGGCCACGCUGCCCCUCUUCUUCCUGACCCUGGAGGCCGACUGGGCAGAGGCCAGAGCCCGCUGGGGGCUGGCCUGGGAGGCCCACGUGUACGGGGUAGGCACGCUCUUCGGCCUGGUGGCCCUGCUGGCGCUUCUGGCCCUAGCCCUUUUGCCCUGGCGCUGCCCGCCGGGCGCCCCCUGCCUGGCGCUGCUGGACCUGCUCCUGCUCUCGGCCGGGACCACGCGGGCCUUCCCGCUCUUCUACGAUGCCUAUGGGCACCGCGACCGGCUGCCCCCGCUCGCCUGGCUGCUACUGCAGGACCUUCCGCUGCCCUGCCUGGCCGCCGGCCUGGGCCUGGCCUGCCUGCUGCUGGCCCGGCCGCGCCCGCCGCGGUGUCCCGCCGGGCUGGCCGCGCUGCUGCUCCUGGGGCUGGGCCUGGCGGCCGCCGCCGCCCUCGGGAGCGCAGCCCACCGCCCGCUGCGGCCCCUGCGGCUCGCCUCCCGCGGGCUGCACGCCUUCCUCGCCGCCCUCCUUUCCGGCCUCCUGCUGGCGCUCUCCUGCUGGGGGGGACGGCGGCGGCGGGCCGGAGCGCCCCUGGGAGGGUCUGGCUUCAAGGGCGCCACCCCUCUCCCGCAGGCGCGCAGCCCCUUCGCCCCGCGCGAGUCUUGGCGGCGCGCCGCCCGCACAGCCCCGGUGGCGGGCACCUUCGGGCUGCUGAGCGGAGCCCUGCAGGGCUACGAGGUGCUGCACGCCCUGGGCUAUGGCGGCCAACCUGGCCUGGAGGGACCCUGGCCCUGGUGGGCCUUCCAGCUAGGCCUGCGCUUGGGCGAGGUGGGCGUCGCGCUCCCGUUGGCGCUGCUGGGCCUCUACCCGGCGCUCUGCAGCCCCCGGGUGCCGCCGCGCUGCUGGGCCAAGCUCUUCCGCCUGUCCCCGGGCCACGCGGCCCCCCUGCUGCCCGGGGGCUGGGUCACCGGGCCCCCAGACAAGGAGCCCCUGGGGGGCGCCAUCGCGCGCGGCGACGCGGAGCUGCUGCAGCUGUGCGCCCUGGCAGGGCCGGGCCCGGACCUCCUACUCCAGGGAGGCGGCUGCCGGGGCUUUGACGGCGCGGCGGCCAACCCGGCCCCUUCUCCGGCCUCCUCCCCCUGCAGCGAUUACACCGUGGAUUUCCGCCCGCCCUCCCCCAUCAACCUGCGGCGCAGCAUUGAGGAGGCCUUGUGCAGCGAGGCCCUGCUCGCGCCGGGCCUCUUCCAGGGCCCUGCCUACGGGGAAGCCUUGCCUGGGCUGGGCCUCUACCGCACCACCUCGUUGGGGGCGAAGACGGGGGCCGGACCCAACGGGAGGUCCGAGGAGGCACUUGGCUCUCCCGCGCCGCAGGAGCUCCCCUCCCCCGGGGCCUGGCCCGCGGGCAGCAGCGCCUCUUCAGGCUCACUGUGUGGACUUUCGAGGGACAGCUCGUCCAUGCUGCUAUGCUCCAGCCCCGACAGGCCUCCACGCUGUCCGCUGGUCUGCGUCCUCAGUCCCCCGCGGCCCUCAGGAAGCAGCCCGAGCCUCCCGGGCUCAGGCUCCUACCAGGCCCUCUCCCCGCCCUCCCGCGACUCCCCAGAGCCUACUCUUGAGCUGCAGGCUGCAGAGGCCUUGCUGCAGGAGCAAUUCCUGGACGCCUGCCGACAGAUCGACGAGCUGAGCGUGGGCAGCGACACCAUAGACCUGUGAAGAGGCGCCCCCCACCCUGGGCGCAGCAGCCUACGCCCCCUCCUGGCGCCUGCUCUGCCUGAGACCUGCACACUGUAACCCAUCCCCAAUCCUGCCUGGCUCAGAUACCUCUCCCCGCUUCCUUCCCCAUCCAGGGGUCCCUGGGUGGGUGGGUCAGCAGCCAGGCUCUGUUGAUUGGGAAUUAGUGCCACCUCCUCUGGAGCCCUGGGCGCUGAUGCCCUCAGCUGCAAUUCUAGGCUGGCAGGGGUCCCACUUUCCUUGGCAUUCACCAGCAAUAAAGUCCCAAGGUGCUCCACUCCUGACCACCACUCCCCACCCUGGUGCUGAGUGAGAGGGGCUGUCCUCAGAGGACCUCGAGACUGGCUUCAGUCCCCAUACCCACCUCUGCCACAGCCAGGAAUCCCAUUCCUGUAUGAGUGAGACUCCCUGUCCUCCACAUGAUCCUUCCCCACAGAAGGGUCCGCGGCUCAUCUGGGAGACUCUACAGCAGUUGGGUGUGAGGUGAGCGCUU